GGCACACCCCAAGUGGUCAGAUAAUCGGCUAAGACCAUCAGUUGGAACCUCUAAUACUUUCAGUCGGCUUGCGGCCUUUGGAGCGAGCUGUCAACUAGGAGAAUGUUUGCCAGCAGAGGAACUCUGGUCCUGGCACUGCUGCUGGUAUCAGCAAUUGGUGGCCAAUCUGAAUCGAACCCCUGCAAACUGAAGGAGUCGGAGCACGGCAAGGUGUGCGUCUGCACGGCUGACUACUGUGAUUACUUGGAAAAUCCCGUGCUGACGGAUGAAAGCGAAUGGUUCCUGGUCUCCAGUUCCAAGCAGGGACUCCGAUUCUCGACAACCAGUAAUAAAUUAGGCGCAGAAGAGAAGUUCACCGUGCAGGAUUAUGUGGAGCCUGCCACUGAGACGAAGAAUGAGACUAUCCUCUCCCGUCUGCUGGAUGAGGUGGUGGCCAGCGCCUUCACUUUGGAGACCCGCGAGAGCGCCAUCACGCGCUCGGUGACCCUGCGCUUGGACAGAAGCAAGACCCACCAGAAGAUGGUGGGCUUUGGAGGCAGCUACACCGGCGCCGUGGAAUACUUGGUGGACAACUUCAAGCAGUCGGAACUCGUCGAUCAUCUCUACAAGUCCUUUUAUGCCGAGGAUGGUCUGGGCUUCAAUCUCAUGCGAGUCUCCAUUGGCGGCUGUGACUUUGACCUGGAGCCUUGGUCCUAUGCCGAGGAGGUGGGUGACACCCUGCUCUCGGACAUGGAUAAACUGAACGCCCAUGAUGUGAAGAGAGUGGAACAGAUCAAGCGCCUCAUCGAAGUGUCCGGCGUGAAAAAUCUUUUGGUCAAGGGAGCCGCUUGGAGUCCUCCGCCAUGGAUGAAGACCAACAAUAAGUGGACAGGAUUCGGGAGGCUCAAGAGGGCUUACUAUCAGACCUGGGCAGACUACCAUCUGCGUUGGUUAAAGCUGAUGGAGGCCAAUGGCAUUCCCAUCUGGGCCAUCUCCACGGGCAAUGAGCCCCUCAACGGCAUCUUCUUCAUGUACUUCGUGAAAUUCAUGAGCUUGGGAUGGACACCGCAGACCCAGGCCAUCUGGCUGAAUGAUUAUCUGGGUCCCACCCUCCGUAACUCUGAGUUCAAGGACAUCAUUCUGUUUGGCAACGACGAUCAGCGUUACUCCUUCCCCCAUUGGUUUAAAAUGAUGAACUAUACCCGGCCCAAUUCGAUUGAUUAUCUGGACGGAUUAUCGCUGCACUGGUAUUGGGAUGAGAUAUUCGGCAACAGCUUUAUCGAGCAGACCACUGAGUACGCCCCCGACAAGAUCUUGAUAGUUUCGGAGUCGUGCAUUGGGGACAAGCCCUGGCAGGCGGCUGCCCCACUCCUGGGAAGUUGGGAGCGGGCCGAGAAGUACGCCCGUGACUAUCUGCAGAACAUUAAGUUGGGCUUCCACGCCUGGAUCGACUGGAACAUCUGCCUGGACGAGGAGGGUGGUCCCAACUACGUGCAGAACACGGUGGACGCCCCAGUUAUAGUGAACACUACAACCUUUGAGGAGUUCUAUAAGCAGCCCAUGUUCUAUGCCAUCGGUCACUUCUCCAAGCUGGUUCCCGAGGGAUCCGUUCGUAUAGAUGCCGUGCCCAGCAAUAUCAAUCUGGAUUCGGUGGCCUUCCAGCGACCGGACAACAAAAUCGCCGCCGUUCUUUUCAAUAGUGGGCGCGCUGAUCUGGACAUCACCUUGGUGGAUAGUGUCCGGGGCCAGUUCGUCGUAAAUGUUCCGGCCAAAUCCAUUCACACCUUGCUGUACAGCUAGAAAUAUUUCAUACUUAACAGUAUAACUGGAAAAAAAUAAAAAAAAAUAUUUAAAACA
Drosophila biarmipes is the source of this 1836-nucleotide messenger RNA. Its product is annotated as lysosomal acid glucosylceramidase. The record is from RefSeq and is a predicted model, not a curated record. The transcript is spliced from 4 exons. The coding region runs from base 103 to 1779 and encodes 558 amino acids. Gene Ontology annotation, biological process: glucosylceramide catabolic process. Lineage: Eukaryota; Metazoa; Arthropoda; Insecta; Diptera; Drosophilidae. Gene Ontology annotation, molecular function: glucosylceramidase activity.